Messenger RNA from Microdochium trichocladiopsis, 1564 nucleotides. Its product is annotated as aldehyde dehydrogenase domain-containing protein. Lineage: Eukaryota; Fungi; Ascomycota; Sordariomycetes; Xylariales; Microdochiaceae. The coding region runs from base 84 to 1553 and encodes 489 amino acids. The transcript is spliced from 4 exons. The record is from RefSeq and is a predicted model, not a curated record. Gene Ontology annotation, molecular function: aldehyde dehydrogenase (NAD+) activity.
CCACACCAAGCGAUUAAUCACUCCAAAGGAACAGAAAUCCCUAAAACACAGCAGAAUUACCACGCAUCGCUCGAAACGGAACAAUGACGGCAUCACAGAUAGAAUUGGAGGGAGCCGAGGGGCGCAGCUUUUCGGUCUCUACUGGCCUCUUCAUCGACAACAAGUUCGUGCCAGCAACCGACAACGCAACCCUCGAAGUCGAAAACCCCGCGACCGGCAAACACCUCGCCACGGUCUCUGCAGCUCAAAAGGCCGACGUCGACAUCGCGGUGGCUUCAUCCAAGAAGGCGUUUGCGUCAUGGCGCAAGACCUCGCCCAGCCAGCGGCGCGACUACCUGCUCGCCCUCGCCACGGCCCUGGAGAAGCACGCCUCUGAGCUCGCCAGCCUGGAAGCUCUAGACGCAGGCAUCCUCUACCGCGAGAGCAUGGGCCUCAACGUCAGCCAGGCGCUCGAGAACCUGCGCUAUUUCGCGGGCUGGGCGGACAAAGUGGACGGCGAAACACUCACCAUCCCAGAAGGGUUCGCAUACACGCGCCGCGAGCCGAUUGGUGUCUGUGCCGCCAUCGUGCCGUGGAACUCGCCCCUCAUGAUCACCAUGUGGAAGCUCGCGCCAUGCCUGGCGACCGGCAACACCAUGACGCCCGAGCUGUGCCCCCUGUACGCGCAGAAGCUGGGCGAGAUCAUCGUCGAGGCAGGCAUUCCGCCCGGGGUGGUCAACAUUGUGUGCGGGCUGGGUCAGGUUGCGGGUGCCGCGCUGUCGGAGCACAUGGACAUUUCGUUUACGGGCUCGCCCGGUGUGGGCAGGCAGGUCUUGGCUGCGUCGGCCAAGUCGAACUUGAAAAAGGUCACGCUCGAGCUGGGCGGCAAGGGGCCCUCGAUUGUCUUUGACGAUGCGGACUGGGAGAAUGCGCUGAUGUGGACGUCGCUGGGCAUCAGUGUCAACAAUGGCCAGAUCUGCGUCGCCGGAAGCCGCAUCUAUGUGCAAGACACCAUCUACGACAAGUUUGUCAAGGAGUUCAGCGCGCGCACUGCAGAGUCUGUUCACGGCGACCCGCUGCUGCCGGAGACGACCAAGGGCCCCGUCAUCAGCGCUGGGCAGCGCGAUCGGAUUCUGUCGUUUGUGGACAAGGGCCGCGAUUCUGGUGCCAAGCUGCUCCACGGAGGCAGAGCCCUCGACAGUGCCGGUCACUUUGUCGCCAACACGGCGUUCAGCGACGUCAAGCAGGACGCGAGCAUCAUGCAGCAGGAGAUCUUUGGACCCUUUGCCAGUAUUGCCCCGUUCAAGACAGAAGAGGAGGUUAUUGCCAAAGCCAACGACACAGUCUACGGUCUGGGAGCGGCCGUCUUCACCAAGGAUCUGGGCCGGGCCUACCGAGUCACCGAGGCGAUCGAGGCUGGGCAGGUGACAGUCAACAUGUGGGGGACGGUCAACGCCAACACGCCGUUUGGUGGCGUCAAGGAGAGCGGUUUCGGCCGGGACAUGGGCAAAGACGCGAUUGAGGAGUGGACCAGCGUCAAGGUGAUCAAGUGGAACAUGAUGGACAAGCUGUGAGAUGGAGAUGU